CUUCUCAACGUGCGUCCGGAUCUGAAACAAGCGAAAAAGAGAUAUUCCGGAAGUCUGGGGAGGACGAACUCGUCUGAGUAAAUAUCGCUUCGUAAGAUGGGAGACAGUGAUGAUGAGUAUGAUCGCAGGAGGAGAGACAAAUUUAGGAGAGAAAGAAGUGACUACGACCGCUCCAGAGAAAGAGAAGAAAGACGGAGAGAUGACUGGAAUGACAGGGAGUGGGACAGAGGCAGAGAGAGAAGGAGCCGCGGAGAAUAUAGGGAUUAUGAUCGUGGCCGAAGAGAGCGGUUUUCUCCUCCGAGACAUGACAUCAGCCCACAGCAGAAGCGCAUGAGAAGAGAUUGGGACGACCAUGGUGGAGACCCGUACAGAGGUGGAUAUGAUUUAGGUUAUGGUGGUGGGGGAGGCCCAAGCUAUGGGCCGCCACAGCACUGGGGACAUCCUGACUUGCACCUCAUGCAGCCUCAUCAUGGCAUCCCAAUUCAGGCGAGGCUUGGGAACAUCCACGACAUGGAUCGGGGUCCUCCCCCUCUGGUCAUGAAGAGCUUCAAGGAGUUCCUAGUGUCCCUGGACGAUUCUGUGGAUGAAACCGAAGCGGUCAAACGGUACAAUGAGUACAAGAUUGACUUCCGCCGGCAGCAGAUGCAGGAAUUCUUUUUGGCUCAUAAAGAUGAAGAGUGGUUCAGGUCCAAGUAUCAUCCAGACGAAGCCAGCCGACUGAGAGCUGAGGCCCAGAGCGGCCUGAGGAACCGGCUGAACGUCUUCAUGUUCUUGAAGGAGAAUGGCUGGUUUGAUAACGUCUCCCUGGACAUUGAGCAGACACCAGCCAUCAUCAAGGUCUUGGAUGCAGCUGUGAUAAAGAUGGAAGGCGGGACAGAUCAUGAUCUAAGAAUCCUGGACAUGCCAUCUGAGGAGGAGGAGGCAGCAAGAGAGAGGGCAGCAUCUGGGUCUGGGGGAGCCGACCCCUCCAAGAGGAGUGACCUGAAAGGCCCGGAGUGUGACAACAAAACCUUAGUCGAUACAGACAAGACUGAGAAGGAGGACCUCAGCGCUGCUGGCACUGAAGGAGGCGCCGCCAAGGAUGAGGGGAAAGAGGAGGAAAAGAAAGACUCGGUCAGAGAAGAUAAACCAGAACCCAAAAAGGCGCGAAGGAAGCGGAAGCACAGCGGAGACAGUGACGACGACGCCAGUCCAUCGGAGAGCGAGUCGGAGUCUGAAUCGGAGUGCUCUGAGAAAUCUGUGAAGAAAGACGAUGCGGAGGAAAAGGAUGACGACGAAGAGGAGGAUGAGGACGAAGACGUGAAACCUAAAGGGAAAACUGAGGAGAAAGAAGAGGACAAGAAGCCGAAAGAUGAUUCCCCCAAACCUCGCCCGCUGCACCGCACCUGCUCUCUCUUCAUGAGAAGCAUCGCACCAUCCAUCUCCAAGGCUGAGAUUGUUGCUCUGUGCCGCAGGUACCCAGGCUUUCUACGUGUUUGCUUGGCCGACCCACACCCUGAAAGAAGGUUCUUCAGGCGCUGCUGGGUGACAUUUGACCGCAGUGUCAACAUCAAAGAGGUCUGCUGGAACCUGCAGAACAUUCGCCUGAGAGACUGUGAACUGGCGCCCGGAGUGAACAGGGAUUUGGCUCGGCGGGUGCGGCACGUCAAUGGCAUCACUCAGCACAAGCAGGUGCUCCGCAACGACAUUAAGCUGGCUGCCAAACUCAUCCACGCCCUGGAUGACAAAGGAGAGCUGUGGAGCAACAAGUCCCAGGACGAUGGCACCGAGUCUCCGGGGCAGAACCCCAUCCUGAAGAACAUCACAGACUACCUGAUAGAAGAAGUGAGUGCUGAGGAGGAGGAGCUGCUGGGCUCCAUGAGUGGGAUGGAACCAGAGGAAGGAGUCAAGGAAUCAAACCCCACUGAGACUACGGUGGAGAGAGACGACAAGUUAGCCAAGGUUCUGGACCGUCUGGUCUUGUAUCUGAGGAUCGUCCAUUCGAUUGACUACUACAACACCUGCGAGUACCCCAGUGAGGAUGAGAUGCCUAAUCGCUGCGGCAUGAUCCAUGUGCGUGGACCCAUCCCUCCCAACCGCAUCACCAACGGAGAAGUGACACAGUGGCAGAAGAUGGUAGAAGAAAAGAUGAGUCCAUUAUUCUGCGCAAAAGAAAUUCUGUCAGAAGACGAGGCGGGGAAAAUGGGGCGCAAGGAUCCGGAGGAAGAGGUGGAAAAAUUCAUUUCCUCCAACACCCAGGAGCUGGGAAAGGAUAAAUGGCUGUGUCCGCUCAGUGGCAAGAAGUUCAAGGGACCGGAGUUUGUCCGCAAACACAUCCUCAAUAAACACGGCGACAAAAUAGAGGCGGUGAAAAAGGAGGUGGUGUUCUUCAACAACUUCCUGAUGGACGCCAAGCGACCGUCUCUGCCGGAGAUGAAGCUGCCUCCUCUUCCGGCUCCAGGUUUGCUCUCGCCCAGCAUGCCCUUCCCUCCUCAAGCCCCCCAGCCUCCCAUGGCCUUCGGUCAGCCGCACCCCCCUCUGAUGGGCUUCGGUGGUGGCCCGCCGUACCCGCCCAACCAGUUUGGAGGUGGCAGAGGCAACUACGACAGCUUUCGAGGACAAGGUGGUUAUCUGGGAAAACCACGCAACAUCAGAAUGUCUCGCGGGGAUCCCAGAAACAUCAUCGAGUACCGUGACCUGGAUGCUCCGGACGACAUGGACUUCUUCUAGUCUGCCUCCCACGUCUGUCUGGGACUGUGGUUGAAGAAGAACCGGUGUCUGCUGUACACUUUCUGCUCAAUAAAGUGGUGACUAACUUCAGUGUAAUUCUUGUCCCGUCA
This is a messenger RNA of Synchiropus splendidus (mandarinfish), 2819 nucleotides long. RefSeq names its product serrate RNA effector molecule homolog (Arabidopsis) (gene srrt). Bases 97 to 2709 code for a protein of 870 amino acids. The record is from RefSeq and is a predicted model, not a curated record. Gene Ontology annotation, cellular component: nuclear body. Gene Ontology annotation, biological process: mRNA processing; primary miRNA processing. Gene Ontology annotation, molecular function: nucleic acid binding. The transcript is spliced from 20 exons. Lineage: Eukaryota; Metazoa; Chordata; Actinopteri; Syngnathiformes; Callionymidae.